CACACUUGUUGUACAUGAUCUGUUAAAAUCUAUUCUGGCAUUAAUAUGGCUACUGUUUAAUAUUUUGUUUGUAUAAUUAAUACCCAUAAAUCUGUCAUUUGACAGCAGCGACAGCAUCAAUGGACGCUUCAUAAUUUUUAUAUAUCAAUACAAUGUUAUUUAAAGUCAGUGAAAUUCACUCCAUUAUUUUAUUUUGAGUCGUAAAUGCGGAAACCUUGCAGUAUUGCUAAUGUAACCCAUCGAAUCAGUGUUCAGGAGGAAAAAAUCAACAGCAAUUCAUCACCUAUCAAAAACAUGAAGAAAUUCAUACAAUCUAAAAUAAACCAUACGGAAAACACUCCGAAUCAGCCUGCAAAUGUACAGCCACCAUUACCAUUAGUGCCUCCACCGCCAGACAUACCGUGGACUCCAGUAAAAGUAAAAGAGGAAGUCGAAGAUACUGAAUAUAAGCAGGAGGUUAAAUAUGAGGCAAAAGAAGAAAAAACUGAGCAAGAAGAUGGAAAUUCUCGUGAAGUAUGUCGAGACUUUAUACGUGGCACUUGCAAGCGUAUUGGUCCAUGUCGGUACGCUCAUAAGUAUGACCUAUCUCAGCUUGUAGGGGUGUUUACGUUCUGUCGAGAAUUUCAGACUAAACGCUGUACAUACCCUAAUUGCAAAUAUGUGCAUGCUGAUGUUUUUGAGGAGCAAAAUUUUUAUCGUACAGGAUAUUUGCCUCCUCGUGCCUUUGCUCAUCAGAAAAAGGCUCCUGAAGUUACAAAUACUACCACAUCUACCUCGGUCACCAUGACGCCAAUGAUUCAAACUCUCGCACCACCACCCCCACCACCAGAACCAGAAGAACAGCAGUCUCAUCUGCCACCAGAGUUUGGAUUUUCAAAACCUCCACCCACAUUGCCUGAUAAUUUGUUAAAGGAGUAUGCAAGUUUGCAUUCUACGGACCCUAUCUUAGAUAUGGUUCAAUCCAACCCUCUAAAACGGUCGUGGAAUUCUUUGGAUAGAUGUGGGUUAUUAGAAUCAGAACUAAAUCUAAAUAACCCUAAGAAAUGUAAAAACUGUGACAUACUGGAGUUUUGUCUCCAACACAGCAGGAGUAAAUUACAGAAAAUCAUAGUUAGUUCUGAGGCUUUGAAGGUUAAGAGUGACAAAUUAGAUCGUAAGAUUGCCAAAUUAGAUGCUAUUCUUAUGAAAGUCUUACGACCAAAUCAGUCACCAUUUUUGUCAAGUGCUCGUGACUUGCAAUAUAGUAGAGAUAUAUUGUCGUGGGAAAAAAUUUCUGCAUUGUGGAAUUUAUAGAUAAAAAAACUUACAGCAGCCAUGUUGGUUAUUCCUUAAAGAUUAUAUGUGCAACUUGCUGAGGUUAGGAUCCAUUAUUUAAUCUAAGCAUAGAUACAAGUAGUGUUACAGGAGUGCUUUUCAACACUAAGCUUUUAAAAUAAUUACAUAAUCUCUGUAUGUGAACUAGGUAGGCAUAAUGUUAACAUAAGAAUAAUUGUUAAAUGUUAAUAUUUAGAAUAGUACAGUGUUUGAUUUAUCAAACAUGACUGUCUACUCAUAACUUAUAAAUGGUAGUAAAACAUACUAUUGUACUAUAUGUUUAUUAUAUUAGCAACCAUAACUAAACUAAUAUAGAUUAUAUGCUUAUUUUUAUGGGGUCUACCUCAUACUGUUCAUAUAAGUGUUCCUACAAAUACAAUUAUUAUUGUUUUAGUCUUUAAUAACAAAAAUGUAUUUUUAUUACAUAUUUGAAUAGGCCAUAUAAAUUAUAAAGCUACAUUUGAUUUGCCAGUUGUGGUUAUACUAGUGUGGGUUUUAAUAGGCUUUGGGUGUUGCAUAUGAAUAGGUUAUUUCUAAGAUAAGCUAAUUUCUUACAUUAAAACAUUUUAAGUUGUCUAA
Pieris rapae (cabbage white) is the source of this 1893-nucleotide messenger RNA. RefSeq lists its product as uncharacterized. The coding region runs from base 205 to 1293 and encodes 362 amino acids. The record is from RefSeq and is a predicted model, not a curated record. NCBI's taxonomy places the organism in Eukaryota, Metazoa, Arthropoda, Insecta, Lepidoptera, Pieridae. The transcript has a single exon. Gene Ontology annotation, molecular function: metal ion binding.